Molecule: messenger RNA, 1413 nt
Organism: Diaporthe batatas
Lineage: Eukaryota; Fungi; Ascomycota; Sordariomycetes; Diaporthales; Diaporthaceae
Exons: 3
Coding region: 1-1413 (470 amino acids)
Source: RefSeq, a predicted model, not a curated record
AUGAAGUGGUUAUCAGCUUUGUCCGUACAGGCCUUCCUGGCCGUCGUUCCUGAGCUCGCAAGAGCCAGCAACUACUUGCCUGGCACCACUUGGACGAUAUGUGCGAACUCGUCAACAACGUGCGCCCAGGCUAAUGUCACAUUUGCCUACCUUUACUCCUAUCCAUUCUACCCCUUCGCUUUGGCAGUGCAAGGAACGCCAAACGCGACGACGAACACCUUGAUCCAUCAGCGGGAGUUAGUCACAGCGGCCCAGACCUGGGUGGUCAAGCCGAAUGUCGACACUCUCUACUCCAGGUCGUUCCUCGACCUCUCAUCUUCCGAUUUGGAAGUCACGAUUCCAGAAAUCGAUGAUCGUUACUGGAACUAUUCCGCCGGCGUGUACCUCGUGCAACACGAUGCUAACAGAGCUGCGGGCGUAUACAAAACAAACGACUCGAGCCAUUACCAGGCAGUGGUGAACCUUCCCACACCAUACGCCAUAUCGAUAAUACGCAUUGCCGUCAAAAGCCAGAACAAUGAUACAGAUCUGGAAAUCAUCAACUCGGCACAGGAUCGGUUCAACAUUACGGUCCUGCCACCAAGAGACUGUGCAAAUCCAUCAGCACCAGCCCUGGACCUGAGCAUGUUCUCUGACCCAGCGGUGGCACCUAAUGCGUUCCAAUCCCUCGAGGAAGGGAUACUUCGGCUAGGGGCAAAACUCACACGAUACAACCCCGCCGAGGAACCGGCCGAUCGAGCCUGGGUGGAAGAGACCCUUACAGCAGCGGGCUUCGUCAAUGGCACCUUCGUGCAACCGACAGGUACAAACCUCACGGCCGCCGUCCAGGCAGCCAACCAGUCUGUUACCGCCCAACAAACCGUUCCAGGAUUCAAUAUCAACCUUGGCGACCAGUGGACCAUAAAGAACAAUUCCUACCAGGCCGACUUCCACAGCGCCUACUUCGCACGGUACUCAGUCGCGGCCGGGGGAUAUCUGGCCCUGACAGGAGACCAGGUGUUGUAUCCAGUUUUCUCCGGCUCAACCAGAUUCAACUCCUCAAACGAGGCGCUGCUCGUCACCUUCCCAGCGAAGCCCACACUUGCGGACCUGGGGUUCUGGAGUCUGACCGUGUACGACGCCAGGGGCUAUCUGGUCCCCAGCGAUAUAAACGUCUACGCCCUGGGUGAUCGCAGCAACCUGACGAUGGCGGAUGGAACCAAGUAUGCUGACGGAGGGGAUGGGCCGUUCCAGGUGCUGAUACAGCCCAGCGACGUCGUGCCGCCUGCCAAUUGGACGACGAACUGGGUACCUUCUCCAGCCGGUGGGGCCGCAUUCUUGAUGAAUCUGCGUUUUUAUGGUCCUGAAAGUGUGUUGACAGAUGGCACUUGGGUAUAUCCUUCCGUCGAGAAGGUUACGGCUUUCACGGCUUGA